CUAGGGGCGGUUUAUAUGUCUCCUGGGUCACUGCGCUCCCCGAGGAAAUCAGGUCAAACCGCCGCCGUGGCCCGCGAGACCCCUCCUCCCACCCUGAACGAUCUUGGGUCAUUUCUGGCAAGUUCUCUCUGGUCAAGGCCCGGCCAUCGCCUCCUGCCUGCCCAUUACAAAAGUGACCGCCCUUUCCCGCCCCUCCCCGGGGGAGUGGCUGCCUCAGUUUCUCCACACACAACCUCGGAUGCAGGAGGGAGUCCAGGGGCCCUGGAGCCGAGAUCUAGGCAAGUUGAAGGUGGCGCGCUGACCAGGGUGCCAUGGCUCGUGCCCUCCGCUCCCAACCCCCUCCGAAGGUGGACGGCCCCAAAGCUCCAAGGCGCGCAACGGCCCCUCGCCGGCAGCGUCGUCGAGUACACCACCAUCACCGGCUCCACCACCUACUCCACCAGCACCAGCACCACCACCCGACGCCCACAGCGGGCCGGCCCCACGGAGCGCAGCCGAGCUCAGCGGAGCCCCACCGCCCGGGAGCACCACGGAGCACCACCGGGCCAGCAAGAAGUGCCCCCCCCACGUAGGCUGGGGAGAACUCCACCUGUCCCCGCCCCCGAUCCCGACGCCCCGCCGGCGCCGCCGCCGCAGCCCGCACAGCCCCCACAGCCCCCGGACCCUGUCGAGACGCCGCCGCCCGCCACCGUCGCUGCCGCAGUCGCUGACGUCGUCGCUGCCACCGUCGCUGCCUCCGCGGCCCCGGCAGCACUCGCAGUCCACCCGGCGGCGGCGCACCUCGCAGGGCCCCCGGAGGCGGUGCUCGACGUCCCCGCAGGGCAAGAAGCUGCACUCCCGGCGCAGACUUUCGGAGUCUCCGUACUCCCGGGGCCCCCGGCGGAAGGGCUCGCCCCGCCGCCGCCCCUGCCGCUGCUCCUCGGGGGUGGGCUCCCGGCUGCGGGCGCCGUCCGCGCCGCCCAAGGCCAGGAGGGGCUCCCCCACCCCCCGACGCCGCUCCCCGCGCCCCAGCAAACCGCGCUCGCCAUCCCCGCGGCCGCGGGCCCGGCGCCGUCGAGGAGCUUCGCUGGCCGCGAGCCUAAGGCGCUCGCCCACACCCAGCACGAGGCCCCUGCUCAGCCUGGCCAGGGCUUUGGACACCAAGAAGACCACACCAUUCAGAAAAACCAUAGAACUUUCUGGAAGCUCCACCAGCUCCACCAAAAGUCUAUAAUCUUCAUUCGUGACCGAAAUGCUCAUGGUCAGGAGCUGUCUGGCUACAUUGACUAUGCCCACAGGCUUAAGAUGGAAGAUUUCGAAGUCUACUUCACUGGGAAUAGAAAACUGCUUCCAAGGCCCACAGAUUUGAGCUUUCUUCGGGUCUUGGAUCAAAUGCCCCCUUCUUUUGGAAGUCUGUGUUGAUGCCUCUACGUUCGAAUUUUUUUUUCAUCAAAUUACAUUCCAUUGAUCUGUGGAUAUAAUGUGUAUAUACCUCCUCCUCCUCUCUGCCACUA
Molecule: messenger RNA, 1493 nt
Organism: Phascolarctos cinereus (koala)
Lineage: Eukaryota; Metazoa; Chordata; Mammalia; Diprotodontia; Phascolarctidae
Gene: CFAP299
Product: cilia and flagella associated protein 299
Source: RefSeq, a predicted model, not a curated record